Planococcus citri (citrus mealybug) is the source of this 4256-nucleotide messenger RNA. It is a transcript of the gene Wdr33, whose product is annotated as WD repeat domain 33. Gene Ontology annotation, molecular function: protein binding. The transcript has 15 exons. Gene Ontology annotation, cellular component: mRNA cleavage and polyadenylation specificity factor complex. Bases 405 to 3542 code for a protein of 1045 amino acids. The record is from RefSeq and is a predicted model, not a curated record. Lineage: Eukaryota; Metazoa; Arthropoda; Insecta; Hemiptera; Pseudococcidae.
UUGUGACUAUACAUUAACCUAACGAUAACUCGUAGCUUAAAUGACAUACAUUAGAUUAGUGAUAAUGUUUGAUAAUGAAAUCGAGGUAGAUUUGCAGAACUCAUUUCGCUCGUUGGAUAACCGAUUAGGCGAUUAAAAUAUCAGGAAAGAGGUAUUUUUCGUAGCGUAAUAAACGAACGUUUUUGUGUAUAAAUUUUGUUUUCUAAAAUCGUUGCUUAAUUUAUAAUACACAUCUCUUUGGAUCAAAUUUCCUUCGUGAUGUUCGCCAAAAUGAGUCAAAUGUUUCUGUAAUCGUUGAUCAAAAUGUAUGAAACUUGGCUAUCAACAGAACAAUCUUUUAUACGUAACACUUCUGAACAUUGUUUUCUGUUCUGAGCCAAAUUCAAGUACAAAAAGUAAUCACAAUGGCAGCCAAUCAAAUGUACUACGUCGAUAAUCACAUGCAACAUGAUUUGAACGCUUUCCGCGAUCAAAUGCCUGAUUACUCGAAUCAGUCGAUGGAAAAAAUCGACGACAAAAGGCACAAAGAACAACUUCAAGAGUCGUUACAAAUCCAGCAAAUUCAAACCGAACCAUCGGCGACUGCUCCUCAACCUUAUCAGUUCCAAGGUCCGAUGCCUUUGCAGCUGAAACAUGCCUUUCGUCCGGGUCAAAAACCUUCCUUUCCGGCCGUCGGCGAUCCGGAUUUCGACGGUCGUAGAUUACGAAGAACUACUAUGAGGAAGACUGUGGAUUAUAAUGCGGCCAUUAUUAGAGAAUUAGAAAAUCGCCUGUGGCAACGUGAUUUUCGAGACAGAGAUCACUUGCAACCAGACAGUCUGUACGUUCCGCAUGUUCUUCCACCGCCCAGUUAUCCGGAGAAUCCGUUCAAUGCUGUGACCACAAGGUUCGUGAAAACUGCUACGAAUAAAGUCAGAUGUCCGGUGUUUUGUUUGGCUUGGACUCCGGAAGGUCGUAGGUUGAUCACAGGUACUAAUAAAGGUACCUCCAGUGGCGAAUUUACACUUUGGAAUGGGUUAACUUUCAAUUUCGAGACUAUAUUACAAGCUCACGAUUGUCCGGUGAGGACGAUGGUAUGGUCGAAUAACGAACUUUGGAUGUUGACCGGAGAUCAUUCAGGAUAUAUUAAGUAUUGGCAGUCGAAUAUGAAUAAUGUUAAGAUGUACCAAGGGCAUAGAGAAGCUGUGAGAGGUGUUAGUUUUAGUCCUACUGAUAAUAAAUUUGUAUCUUGUUCCGAUGACGGUACCGUUAGAUUAUGGGAUUUUGUUACGUGUAACGAAGAAAGGAUAUUUAGAGGUCAUGGAGCUGAUGUUAAAUGCGUUCAUUGGCAUCCGUAUAAAAGUCUCGUGGCUUCUGGUAGUAAAGAUAAUCAGCAGCCGGUUAAAUUAUGGGAUCCGAGGUCAGGGAAAUCGAUGGCAACGAUUCACGCUCACAAAGCAACUGUGAUGGACAUCAAAUGGAACCAGAACGGUAACUGGGUAGCGACAGCUUCACGUGAUCAUCUAAUCAAACUGUACGAUAUAAGGAACCUUAAUACAGACUUGCAAACAUUCCGAGGCCACAAAAAGGAAACCAGUGUCGUUGCGUGGCAUCCUCAACACGAAGGAUUAAUGUGCAGUGGAGGCUCAGACGGAUCAAUAUUAUUCUGGCAUGUUGGAACGCCCAAAGAAGUAGCUGCCAUCGAUCAAGCUCACGACAGCAUCGUUUGGGCACUGGCGUGGCAUCCACUGGGACACAUAUUGUGUUCUGGAUCAAACGACCACUCGUGUAAAUUCUGGACGCGUAAUCAUCCAGGAGAUCCUAUGCGUGAUAAGUAUAAUCUGAAUACAUUCCCAGCCAGUAUAUUAGGAUUCGAAGAAUACGAAGAUGAAUCCGGUACUAUACGUAUUCCUGGUAUGGGACCCGAAGAUAAAGUCGACAUUUCCAAGUUACCAGAAAAUAUCAUGUCCUCGAUUCCGGGCUUGGACAGUGGUAUUUUCAAGGAUAAAAAUAAAACUCAAAAGAAAGUACCUUACGCUAAACCUAUUCCUAAGAAUUUCCAAGCUCAAUGGAACGAACAAAGAUCAUCUAAAGAUAUUAUAAAUGUCGACGAAUCGUUCCUACCAGAUGCUAAAAUGAUGGCUAAUAAAUUAUUCGAGCAUGCUCCCGGAGCUAUUAACGUUAAAGAUUUGAAAAUUGAUAUGAUGUAUAUUUAUGGAAGAAUUGUUUCAGUAUCAGAAGGCUCCGAAAUCGAAAGAAAUUUAUUCGAAGGUCGUGAUAGAUUAGUAGAUUAUGUAAAUAAUGGUCGCGUUCCUGAAUUAAAUGAUGUGAUACCUCAUACCGAUCCAGCAGAAAUGCCGAGACGUUUAAGAGCUCUUAGUUUGUUUAAAACUAAAGGAAGACAGGUUCUGCAUUUGAUGAAGAAACCCGAAAAGAAAUCGUUAAAAAGAUCGAGAGACACUUCAUCUUCAAUCCCGAAUAAAAAAUGGCGCUCGGAUAAAUACGGCAGCAGCGGCAGCGGAGGAGGAUCAGAUUAUCGUAACUCGGGCGGUAAUUCGUAUUCGAACAAAGAUUACUCAUAUAACGAUUCCAGCGAUUACAGAUUACACCAGUCGAGCGGCGGCGGAGCCGGUUCCGGUAAAGAUUCCAGCCGUGGAGGUAAAAACGACGCCGAUUACGACGACUACGAUAACCAGUACGAUUACGACGACGGCGGAGCUGAUAAUUACUCGAACGAGCGAUCUUCCGGCGGUAGGAAUUACUCGUCUUCGAGAGAUUCGUGGAAAGACGAUAAUGGCGGAUAUCAAGGACGAUACUCAAACUCGGACCGAAGAUCUUGGAGCAAAGGGCCUCGUAGCGAUUACUCAGAUAACGGCGGAUCGUCAUCCAGAGGCCGAGGAUACCGUCAAGAUAGCCAGAAUCAAUCUAGUCAUUCGGAUUCGGGCGCGAGUAGCAAAAGAGGCUCGAGAGAUCAGUCUGUUGAAUACGGUAGCGGGUAUCAGAACGAUUCGCGAGGUAGCAGAUUCGAUAAAUCGACCAGAAGUCGCAGAGGAUCCGGAUUUACUCGAAGACCAUUCGGUAGCGGUAGCCGGUCGUCCGGUGGUGAUAAUUCUGAAUCUUCGUAUCGAGGAAGAGGAUCCAGGUUCUCGGACGCGAACGAUAGAUACGACGAUAAAGACGACGAAUACUACGAUCGAGGUAAUAGCGGAGCUAGCGGAGGUGGUAGUCGAGAUAAAGACGAUUACUACGAUAAUAAAUGGCAAGAUGAUAAUCGCGACGAUUUCUACGAUUCGAGAUACGAUGGCGGAGGGAGCGGAGGAGGAGGAGGAGGAGGAGGCAACAACAACGACGAUUAUUACGACGAUUAUCAAGAUGAUAAUUCGUCAGGAUACAGCGGUACUUCCAGAGGAGGCAGAUUUCAGAGUAGAGGACGUGGUGAGAAUUCAAGAGGUAGAAGGAAUUCCUACGGUAGAGGAGGACCGUCGUCGUGGAGAGGUCAACGAGGUGGCAAAGAUCUACCUCCUAGAAGAUCAAGAGGUAGAGGUCCAAGGAGAGGAAUGUAAUGAUGAUGAGUAACGUUUGUUUCAACCUUGGAAGAAGAUUUGUGACGGACGAGCCCCUUCAUCGUGUCGAUGUCGUGUUACCUUUUUUUGUUUACUUUCUCCUCGGCUUCGAAGCUGAUCAAAUUGUAACGCUUCGAAAACCCCGAUCACUCCUAUCCUCAACUUUUUGAAACGUAUCGAGUGAGUUGUUUUUCGUUUCGAAUGUUUUAAAAACGAAAAGAAAAAGUACCUUCAUCGAGAUGUACUUUUUUGAGAACUGAUUUCAACGCUCAUAGAUCAUGAUUUCUCAGCUCAAUCGAGUUCUCGACAUAAGUUUAAUUAUUUUGUAAAUUAAUUGUAUACACGAAACGAGUUAAAUUUAUACGUACGUAUUUUAUUUUAUUAUUUAUUAUUAUUUUUUUUUAUUUUGUAAAUAAAAUGGUCAAGUGCACGAGUUGCGUGCGCGAUUUUGUUUCCCGCUCUAUCUUUUUUGAAGAAAUUCUUGUACAUUAUGUUGUGAUGAUUUUCUUUUUCAUCUUAUAUUUUACUUAUCGAUGUACAUUUACACGCGUUAGAAUUUAUAUUGUCUUGUCGUGUCGUUUGUUUACUUACCUAUAUUUUUCUUUCUCUCGGAUGGUUUUUAAUUUUGAUUAUUAAUUUUUAAUGAGAGUCCCGUGUACCUUCAUUUAUGAAGAAAUAAAAUGACGUGUAAUUUUAUUGCCAUCGAGAACUCCA